Messenger RNA from Scleropages formosus (Asian bonytongue), 2020 nucleotides. RefSeq names its product transcription factor AP-2 gamma (activating enhancer binding protein 2 gamma) (gene tfap2c). Gene Ontology annotation, cellular component: nucleus. Bases 327 to 1673 code for a protein of 448 amino acids. Gene Ontology annotation, biological process: regulation of transcription by RNA polymerase II; regulation of cell population proliferation; anatomical structure development. Gene Ontology annotation, molecular function: RNA polymerase II transcription regulatory region sequence-specific DNA binding; DNA-binding transcription factor activity, RNA polymerase II-specific. The record is from RefSeq and is a predicted model, not a curated record. The transcript has 7 exons. NCBI's taxonomy places the organism in Eukaryota, Metazoa, Chordata, Actinopteri, Osteoglossiformes, Osteoglossidae.
CUGCAGUGUGCGCGGAGCGUGUAUCGGUGGGACGGGGACUUUCUGGCGCACUUGACCGCACGGACACACUUCUUCAAACCGUGCGCUUCGGUCCGCGCUCUCGCACAGCCGAACCAGUUUGGGUUUGUUUCGGUUCGCUUUUUGAGCGACUCUUCUCGUGGCAGCGCGCGCUCCUGCAGCCCCGGGAUUUUUUUUUUUUCCACAGGCGCGCGCACGCACGCACUUUUUUUUUUUUAACUUUUUUAUUAAAAAAAAAAAAAAAAAAAAAUCAGCCUCGGUAACACAGCUGAUUCAAGCGCUCUCGGGUCCCUUCGAGCUCGACAACCAUGUUGUGGAAACUGGCCGAUAAUGUGAAGUAUGAGGAGGACUGCGAGGAAAGACACGACGGCGGCGCAAAUGGAAACCCGCGGCUGCCCCAUCUGCCCGCGGUCAGCCAGCACCUCUACAGCCCGCCGCCCUCCCUGUCUCACUCGGGCAGCUCGGACUUCCAGCCGCCGUACUUCCCCCCUCCCUACCAGCCCAUUUCGUACCCGCAGUCGGGCGACCCCUACUCUCACCUCGGCGACCCCUUCAGCAUUAAUUCCAUACACCAGUCGUCGUCGACCAAUCAGCAGCAGUCGUGGCCCGGCCGUCAGGGCCAGGAGGGUCUGGGAGGCCACGGCCGCAGCGGUCUGGCCGGUCAGAUUUUGGGACUGGAGGGCGGCGCGGCCGCCGUGCGCAGGGAGGGCUUCCGCCGACCGGAUCUGCUCCCCCCGCACGUGCACGGCAUCGAGUCUCCCGUUGUGAGCGACAACAUAGGACUGCACGACAUGGGCCACGGCCUGGACGACGUUCAGCAUGUUGAUGAUCACAGUAUUAUCAUGGCGGACCAGACGGUCAUAAAGAAAGGUCCCGUGUCCCUGCCCAAAGGUAACGCUCUGGGACUGCCCUACCAGAAGGAGUCCCUGCUGGGCAUGGUGUCCAACCCCUCGGAGGUGUUCUGCUCCGUGCCGGGCCGCCUCUCGCUGCUCAGCUCCACUUCCAAGUACAAAGUGACGGUGGCGGAGGUGCAGCGACGCCUGUCCCCUCCAGAGUGUCUCAACGCUUCGCUGCUGGGGGGUGUCCUGCGCAGAGCUAAGUCUAAAAACGGAGGGCGCUCCUUGAGGGAGAAGCUGGACAAGAUCGGGCUCAACCUGCCUGCAGGCCGGAGGAAGGCUGCCAACGUCACACUGCUCACCGCGCUGGUGGAAGGUGAGGCCGUGCACCUGGCCCGGGAUUUUGGCUACGUGUGCGAGACCGAGUUCCCCGCGAAAGCCGUUGCCGAGUACCUGACCCGGCCGCACGUGGAGCGCAACGAGAUCAGCUCGCGGAAGAACAUGCUACUGGCUGCUAAGCAAAUCUGCAAGGAGUUCACUGAUCUCCUGACGCAGGACCGCUCUCCGCUGGGAAACUCGCGGCCGGCACCCAUUCUUGAGCCGGGCAUCCAGAGCUGCCUGACCCACUUCAGUCUGAUCACGCACGGUUUCGGCAGUCCGGCCAUUUGCGCUGCUAUGAUGUCCCUGCAGAACUACCUGAGCGAAGCGCUCAAACAAGUGGACAAGCUGUACCUUAGCUCGGGCAGCGAAGCCCAGGGCUCCUCAGAUGGAAGCGGCGGGAGCAAAGCUUCUGACAAAAUGGACAAGCACAGGAAGUGAGGCUGUGGCGAUGAUGGCUGAAAGCGAUCCCAUUUUUUUUUUUUCCCCCCAAAUCUGGGGCGGCAUCCCAACCUAUCACACCCUAAACGUGCUAAUGCAACGAUCCCUCUUUGCGUCUUUGUUCUGUGGUCUUCCGGAAACUCGACUGUUCCGUUGCAGUACUUUGUUCUGGAGCACUUUCCUGCUUGCACAGCCAUGCAAGAUGGACGCAUCCAGAGGAUCCACUGACGGGAUUCCAUGGUGGAUCUGCUGCCAACUUUUCCCAGUUCCUUUUUUGCUCCCACUCUGGUGCUACACACACAUAGAUAUAGAUAUAGAUAUAUAUGCAUUUCCCCUUUAUUGGACUA